CGCUAAGCAUCUUCAACAUCUACCCUAGCUUCUCCCCACAAAGGCCUGCUCCGUCCAUGCAUUCAGGGCGACUCAUCAGAAUUUCAGAGCAACCGCGGCUUGACGGCUUACGUUUGCUGCUCUUGAAUGGAUAUUAAGACCCACUCGAGAAAUUGACUGAUUUCGAGCUUGUCCUCUUUAUCGACGAGCACUCCUCGCAAGCGAAUUGUCAAAAUGGAAUCGACAGGGUUGCGGGUACUGAUGAUGCCGUCAUGAUGCAUAACCAUAAAUCGUGCAACUGGUUAUUUACAUAAAAGUGCUGAUAACAUGUAAUAGCUUCAAGCCGUUCAGACGAACGGCAAUAACUCUUAGGAUCCGACUCUUCCCUCGUGUAUAUCAAGCCCAGCCAUUCGUUUUUGCGUCUUUUACGUCUGGGUUAAGGCUCACCCGCACCAUGAUGACAAGUGUGCAUCCUAACGCACAGGCAGGCUUCGCGACUGGGACGAGUGAAUCAUACGAUCGGUGGGUGGACUAUUUUCCCGGUCCGUAUUCGUUAAUCCUAUUGAUUUGGAUGCAUCUAGGGUUCGCCCCUCGUAUCCAGCCGAUUGUGUUUCGUAUGUUCGCAGACAGGUACCCAAGAGCACAACGCCGUUGGAAAAUCGUCGAGAUUGGGGCAGGAACGGGCAUUUUCACCCGUGCCUUGUUGACUCACCCCGAAUGGGCGACGAGUAUUGGCACUCUGAGAGCCAUUGAACCAAGCGAGGGCAUGCGUAAUUAUUGGACGAAGUGCGUCCAAGACCAUCGCUGUACUAUUGUCAACGGGACAUUUGAUAACACCGGCGUGGAAGAUGGGUGGGCAGACCUCAUUAUCAUCUCGCACAGGCGAGCAUUUCAUUGGUGUCUCGACUAUGGGAAGGCAUUCACUGAGUUCGCUCGUAUCUUGAACAAGGACGGGGCGGCUGUAUUUGUAUGCGCUGCAGGGAGGGCUGCAGGUUGGGUUGCGCAGGUCCAGCAUUGUAUCGAGGCCCGUGGGAACGGCAGUCCCCGAUUUCGCCUCGAUGUCUUGAGGCAGGCGUUCUCUACCCCCGAGUACACGUCGUUAUUUCAUCCCCAGGAAGAGAAACAAUGGGCUCAUCAUGGUGAUCGCGUCCUCAGUUGGAGUUAUAUUGCAGUGCUCCCUCCAGAUGAGAAGGCCAAGGUAGCGGAGGGCAUCAAAGUUAUUCUUGAGCGAGGAGAUGGUAAAGUCUGGAUCAACAAGGAGCAAGGGCACGUAUCAGGACCCGCAUAUGGCUCGCGUAAUGAUAUCAAGAAAGAAGUAGAACUUGUUAAGUAG
Messenger RNA from Suillus subalutaceus, 1312 nucleotides. RefSeq names its product S-adenosyl-L-methionine-dependent methyltransferase. The transcript is spliced from 5 exons. Gene Ontology annotation, molecular function: S-adenosylmethionine-dependent methyltransferase activity. Lineage: Eukaryota; Fungi; Basidiomycota; Agaricomycetes; Boletales; Suillaceae. The coding region runs from base 434 to 1312 and encodes 292 amino acids. The record is from RefSeq and is a predicted model, not a curated record.